GGGACGGAGGGAGGGAGGGAGAAGCCUGCCUGCUGGGGAGCUGCAGGAAUCUGCGACAAAAAAAAAAAAAAAAAAAACCGAUGACAAUCUAAAAUCCUCCCCUGCGCCAACCUCUAAAUUCGUCUGUCACUUCAGACCCCAAAGAGUUGACAGAGAAGCAGAAUUUCAACUCCAAUAUACUUAAAUGUGUUUCGGGGCAAAGAAGCAAGCUAACGAGGAAAGAGAUUUAAAGAGUUUCUCUCGGUAUUUGUCAAACUUUUAUUUCCUGGCUGUGUGUGAAGAGGGGAUUCAACUUGAAUUUUCUACCAAGGACCUGUGUACAGCCACCCACCCAAAGGCCUAGCAAGCAUGAAGACUGUGCUUUUUUUCCUCUACAUUUUGGGAACAGCAGCUGCAAUCCCGACAAAUGCAAGGUUCCUAUCUGAGGAUUCCAAACCAACUGCUGAUUCCUUGAGUUCCACCCAACAGGCUGAAGUGUUGGUAACACCUGACAACACUGCGAUCCCCAUUUUAAGUGCUGAAGAUGCAGAAAAUGAAAAGGAAACUGCAGAAUCUGUAGAAGACCAUGCCAACGAUAAGGCUGAAAAUUCUUCAGUACUAAAAUCAGAAGAGAAAAGCAAUGACCAGUCAGCAGAUCAGGAUCAGAGUUACAACCAAGAGCUGGGACUAAAGAAUCAAGAGGAAAGUGGCAGUGAUAUCAGUGAGAAUUUGGAGGAUGCACCAACUGAAGCAACAUUGGACCUAAAAGAUGAUAUGAUUGAGCCUGAAAAGAAAACACUCCCAGAGGGCACUGACUUCCCUGCUCCUGGUAUUAGUUCCAUUAUAGAUUCUAACCAACAAGAAAGUAUCACAGAGAAAAACCAAGAACUAUCUAUAAGUGAUUCAAAUCCUCAGUUGAACAGAAGCAGCAAAAGUAGCCAAGACCUAAGUGAUCAAGGAAACCAAGAACAGGAUCCAAAUAUUCCCAGUGGAGAAAAGGAGGAGGAAAAAGAGUCAGAUGAGGUUGGUACACACAGUGAUAACCCAGAAAGUGAGAGCGAAUUUCCCCAGGAACAUUCUAACAGCAAGCAAGAAGAUAGUACCCAAUCUGAUGAUAUUUUGGAAGAGUAUACUCAACCAACUCAAGUAAGCAAGAUGCAGAAGGAUGAACUUGAACAGGAUGAUCAAGAACAAGAAGAUGAUAACGCCAAUGCAGAGAUGGAAGAGGAAACUACAUCACAAAUCAAUAAACACAAUCAAGGUACUGAAUGGCAGAGCCAAGAGGAGAAAUCUGGCCUGGAAGUAACCAGCAGCCAUGAAGAGAAGGAUAGGAAGACUGUUUCUGAGGCUUUGCUCAUUGAGCCUGACACCAAAGGUGACAUCUUGCCCAGAAAUCAUGGAGCUGAUGAUGAAAGCGAUGAUAGCCCCAGGCACAGUGCCAGUGAUGACUACUCCUUUCCAAGCCAUACUUCCCUGGAGCAUGAAGGAGCUCAAGCCAAUGACCAUCACAUCAAAAAUGAGAAGCAAGGAGAAAGAGCACAUGAGAAUGAGAAUGUAGACGCCAGUGAACCUGGAAAACACCAAGAGGCCAAGAAAGCAGAAGGCUCACCUCAUGAAGAAGGAGGUUCAAGUGAAGGCAACAUGAGGGUGCCCAUUGCUGAUUCUUGCAUGAACUUCCAGUGUAAAAGAGGACACAUGUGUAAGGCUGACCAACAGGGAAAACCCCACUGUGUUUGCCAAGAUCCAGUGACUUGUCCUCCUACAAAACUCCUUGACCAAGUUUGUGGCACUGACAACCAGACCUACGCUAGCUCCUGUCAUCUGUUUGCCACUAAAUGCAGACUGGAGGGGACCAAAAAGGGUCACCAACUGCAGCUGGAUUAUUUUGGAGCCUGUAAAUCUAUUCCUGCUUGUACGGACUUUGAAGUGACUCAGUUUCCUCUAAGGAUGAGGGACUGGCUCAAGAAUAUCCUCAUGCAGCUCUAUGAACCUAACCCUGAACACACUGGAUACCUAAAUGAGAAGCAGAGAAAUAAAGUCAAGAAAAUUUACCUGGAUGAAAAAAGACUCUUGGCUGGGGACCAUUCCAUCGACCUUCUCUUAAGGGACUUUAAGAAAAACUACCACAUGUAUGUGUACCCUGUGCACUGGCAGUUCAGCGAACUUGACCAGCACCCAGUGGACAGAGUCUUGACACACUCGGAGCUGGCCCCUCUCCGAGCUUCUCUGGUCCCCAUGGAGCACUGCAUAACCCGCUUCUUUGAAGAGUGUGAUCCCAACAAGGAUAAACAUAUCACCCUGAAGGAGUGGGGACACUGCUUUGGAAUUAAAGAAGAAGACAUAGAUGAAAAUCUCCUGUUUUGAAUUAAGAUUUGAAAGAACUCACCAUUCAUCAUCUUCCUAACUACUUCUGAAAUAUAUGCAGCCAUGAUACCUUGUAGAUUUAUAUUUAGCAAAAUGUUUGCAUGUCUCAGAAGACAACGAGAGUAAAUUGCUUGACAACAGUAUAUGCACCAAGCAUUUAACAUUAACUCUGGAAAUAAAACUUUUAAAUUAAGGUAAAUAUAGGCAAAAUACUGUACACUAUUUGUAAACAGGAGUUUAACUUACAACUCUCUGCAUCCACUUAUGAGAUACUAAUUAUAAAACUUGAAAAACUCAUAUGUUCAUUCUAUCAAUAAAAUCAUAUAUACACCAAGAACUUGGCCCAAUGCUUUCGUUGUUAAUGUAUGUUAUUUUCAAUAUCUUAAUAAACAACCAUAAAAUUCAUGUUUAUUC
Messenger RNA from Talpa occidentalis (Iberian mole), 2757 nucleotides. RefSeq names its product SPARC like 1 (gene SPARCL1). Lineage: Eukaryota; Metazoa; Chordata; Mammalia; Eulipotyphla; Talpidae. Bases 349 to 2343 code for a protein of 664 amino acids. The transcript is spliced from 11 exons. The record is from RefSeq and is a predicted model, not a curated record. Gene Ontology annotation, biological process: signal transduction; anatomical structure development. Gene Ontology annotation, molecular function: collagen binding; protein binding; calcium ion binding.